Molecule: messenger RNA, 4197 nt
Organism: Aureobasidium subglaciale EXF-2481
Lineage: Eukaryota; Fungi; Ascomycota; Dothideomycetes; Dothideales; Saccotheciaceae
Exons: 6
Coding region: 1-4197 (1398 amino acids)
Biological process (GO): endocytosis; endosomal transport
Cellular component (GO): cytoplasm; plasma membrane
Molecular function (GO): protein binding; calcium ion binding
Source: RefSeq, a predicted model, not a curated record
AUGGCUGACCACUUUAAUCAAAACAACCUGAACCUCUCGGCCGACGAGAAGCGCUACUACGGCCAGCUGUUCCAGCAAGCUGAUACCGAUCGCUUGGGUGUCGUUACCGGCGAGAUCGCUGUGCGCUUCUUUGAGAAGACAAAAGUCGCUCCCAAUGUUCUGGGUGAAAUCUGGCAGAUUGCCGACCAUGAGAACCGUGGCCUUCUCACAAAGCCCGGCUUCAGCGUAGCUCUUCGUCUGAUCGGCCACUACCAGGCUGGUCGCGAUCCUAAUGCCGAGCUGGCUUUCCGACCCGGUCCUCUGCCCAAGUUCGAUGGCAUGCCUCCUCCUCCCACUGCGGCUCCCGCUCCCGUCGCAGCCGUCCCCCCUCCUGCUCCUAUCCAAGCCCAAGGCACCGGCAUCAGAAUUCCUCCCUUGAACCCUGAGAAGUUGACUCAAUAUGCCAAUCUCUAUGAUCAGUCUGCCGGUGGUGGCUACCUGUCAGGUGAACAAGCAAAGGCCAUUUUCGAAAGAGCUGGUUUACCCAACGAGACCCUCGGACGUAUCUGGCAAUUGGCCGACCGCGAAGGAAAGGGCUCUCUCGACAGGACCGAGUUCUGCAUCGCCAUGCACUUGAUAACAUGUUACAAGAGUCGCGCACUAGCUGGCUUCCCGAACGUCCUACCUCCAGCACUUUUCGAAGCUGCUGCUCGCCGCCCAGCCCCUGCAGGCCGUUCCCCGGUGCCUCCGGCUGGCCCCUCCGCCAUCCCCCGUCAAUUUACUGGUCCUCAGGCUCGCGCUCAGAGUCCUCUUGCAAGAGCUGCCUUCGGCGCACCGCCCACCAUGGCACCACAAACCACUGGCCCUGCUUGGUUGAUCGCACCCUCAGAAAAAGCCAAAUACGACCAAUUCUUCUCAAGUAUUGACACGGCAAACAACGGUCACCUUAGCGGUGAGCAGGCUGUCAAGUUCUUCAGCGACUCUGGACUGCCUGAAGAGACUCUCGCUUCUAUCUGGGACUUGGCAGACAUCAAUUCCGAAGGCCAGCUCAACCGCGAUGAAUUCGCUGUGGCUAUGUACUUGAUACGCCAGCAACGCAGCGGUGCUCCUCUGCCUGCCUUCCUCCCCCCAGCUCUGAUCCCUCCAGGCAUGCGCAAUCAAUCUCAUCCCACUCCCCAGACCACUGCGCCUGCUUUUGACAAUGCGAACAACUCAUCGCAACUACCCAAAUCUGCCACUGAGGACCUCUUUGGUUUGGACGAGCCUAUGCCAUCAAUCCCUGCUCAGCCACCUACUCUUGCUCCUGUCUCGACACAAAAUACUGGCAGUGUGUUUGGUGCUGAUCCCUUCGCAAGUGCUAGCAAGCCAUCUUCUCCACCUCCCAAUUCUCCUCCAAGGAACUUUACACCCCAGCAGACUGGCGGCCCUUCAUCCAUGUUUAAGCCAUUCAUUCCCACCUCGGCAUUCGGAGCAACACUGGCAACGCAUAAUACUGGAAGCAGCAAUGCCCCUAGCAAUGCUCCCAGCAAUCUCGCUAGAAGUCCCCAACCUCCUUCAGCCAUGGACGAUCUCUUGGGCGAUGCGAAUGAUGAAGAAUCCAAAAACAUCACCGAGGAUACCACUGAACUCGCCAACAUGUCCAAUCAGCUUGGCAAUCUGAGAAACCAGAUGCAGGAUGUUCAGACCAAGAAAACCACCAACGAGCGUGACCUGGCUGCCUCCAGCGCUCAGAAGCGUGAGCUUGAGCAGCGGUUGGCUCAGUUCCGAGCUCAGUAUGAGCAGGAAGUGCGAUCUGUCAAGUCGCUAGAAGAACAGCUUGCAAACUCGCGCAACGAGACCAAGAAGCUGCAACAAGAGUUUGCUAUGAUGGAGGGUACUUACCAGGAUUUGCAAACCCAAAACCAACAGAUAUCUCAGGCUCUCACGGCUGAUCAGCAGGAGAACGCCACUCUGAAGCAACGUAUCUCGCAAAUGAACGCCGAGAUUGCUCAGCUCAAGCCCCAGCUCGACAAGAUGAGAUCUGAUGCCCGUCAACAGAAGGGUAUGGUCGCUAUCAACAAGAAGCAGCUCGCGACCAAUGAGGGCGAACACGAGAAGAUCCAAACCGAAAUGGGUGACUUGAAGAAGACUGCCGAAGAGCACGAGCAGCAGAUGAGAGAGCAUGCAGCUCAGCAGGAGCGUUCAACUCAGGAAGAGCGCUCCCGAUCUGUUGCCUCACCUCAACCUCCUUCGACUGUCGUCAGCCCUGCCCCUUCGAACACCAACCCCUUCUUCAGAAAGGCAACUGCUCCUAGAGAAGAAGGUGCUCUGUCACCUGGAGGUUUCCAGUCAAGCACUCCUAAUCCCAGCGCAUUUGACGCGUUAUUCGGUCCCUCGGCUUCUCAACAACAAGCCGGACCUCACACACCGCCCGUGACAUCCUUCAGAUCAGAGCCAUCUGGACCUUCUGUCUCCUCCGACGGUCGUCUGACGCCCGCUUCCCCAACUUUGUCUGCCACGACUCAUGACGAACCUCCUCCGCCACCACCAGAGUCCAGACAGUUCACGCCCAACAUUUUGCCCAUGCGUCAACCUUUGACUAGAGAUCAGUCGGUUGCCUCAUCCAACCGUGCAGCACCUCCUGGCAGCAGAAUGGGCGAACAAGAUUCUGGCAAUGUCGCAUCUCCUUGGGAUGCUGCACCGACCAACAACUUCGCCUCCAACCCAUGGAGUGGAGAGGAUGUUGCCACUCCCCCUGCUCAGAUGUCUGGCCCUGCCAUUCAGUCUCAGAACCAUGACGGAAACCAUGAUAGUGUGACCAGAGAUCUUCCUGAGCAAUUGGAGGAAGACAUUCCCGGCGCUUUCCCUGCCACUCCUAUGGAAGAAGAACAGCCCACUGGCCACUCUGCACAAGCUCCUGCUCAAGACUUCGAUUCUGCCUUUGCCGGUUUUGGAGAGGAUCAACAGCACAACGGUGGUGAAACUGCUGGUCAUGACCCUUUCGCAGCCGAGCCUGUUUCAAGAGAAGUUGGCUCUACCGCUCACGAUGCUUUUGCAGCCGCACCCGUCUCUAGAGAAGUCGGCGCUGCACCUCCAGCCUAUGGAAACUCGGAGUUCCCUCCUAUCCAGACUUUGGAGCGAGAAGACUCUAGCAGCGAUGAUGACAGUGAUAGCGAGCGUGGCUUCGGUGAUGACUUUGGUUCUUCCCAGCCUCAUGCCAACGGUACUACUACGGAGGUGCCCUCUGCCGAACAUCAUGAGGUCGCUGCAUCUGAUGCACGUCGUCCCAGUGUUGUUGGUGCACAAUCAGCAAGAUCUAUCUCUGAGCUUCCACCCAUCACAGCACAGACGUCGCCGCCUUCUUACGAAGCAGCUCAGGAGGGACAGCAUCGCAGCGGUUCAAACAGCUUCCCACCCGAGUUCGCUGGUCUACUGCCGUCGCGUGAGGACCCAACACAGUCUCCCGUGCCUCAUUCUGUUCCUGAACAGCAACCUCAGACUCCCAUGACUAGUACCGCUGGUUCAGACCACUUCCACGAUGCUCACUCUCGACCUAUGAGCAACAUUACUGACAUGGGAGCCACCUCCUUUGCCAACGUUGGAGAAGUCACACAACAUGGUGCCACUCCUGUUGCAGUUCAAGAAACCACCAAGGAUGCAUUCGACGAUGACUUUGACAACUUUGACGAUCUCGCAGAGGCCAAGGAAGCCAGUGGUGAAGGCUUCGACUUUGGGUUCCCUCAUCAUCAAAACACGGACGAGUUUGAUGCAAACUUUGACUCACCCGCACAGUCGACUAUUCACACUAUCUCUUCACCCCAAGAGACACCGAUCACAAAGACAGCACCCAAUGGUUUCUCGGACUUUGGGUCAAGCAGCAGUCCGUCGCAGACAGUUCCCACCAUUAGCACACCCUUUGGCUCGACACAUGCACCUCAAGCCCAGCAACCCCAUGACUGGGAUGCCAUCUUCUCCGGCCUCGACACACCAGCACCUCAAGUGCAGCCUGAUUUCGGAGGUAGCCGAUUGGGCGAUGGAGAAGCAACGCCCAAGGCUCCAACUUCAAGCACAAAGACUUCGAUGCCCGCCCUGGGCCGUGCCAUCAGCACUGGAACUGAACACGACGAUCCUAUUUUAAAGAGACUCACGGGUAUGGGAUACCAAAGAGAAAAGGCACUCGAUGCAUUGGAAAAGUGUGAUUAUGAUAUUGAUAGGGCUAUCGAUCGUUUGUCGAGCUAG